Molecule: messenger RNA, 378 nt
Organism: Gongylonema pulchrum
Lineage: Eukaryota; Metazoa; Nematoda; Chromadorea; Rhabditida; Gongylonematidae
Source: the annotation of a GenBank genome assembly
GUUGUAGUUAAUACGAAACAGAUAAGCAGCGUACAAGCAUUUCUUGAUGUUAUCAAUGAGAAAAUUGGUUUAACGCAUGGCGCCAAGAAGUUAUACACUUUAAAUGGCGAAUUAAUCAAGUCGAUGGAACAAAUUCGGCAUGAUAACGAAUAUGUAGCGUCAGCAAAUGUUUUUACACCACUUCCUUAUGGACAAACCAAGCUGGCAGCGACUGCAAACGGAUCGCUGAAAACUGAUUCUGAAAGCAGCUCUACAUCAAAAGUUUCUUUUUUCAGUUUCUGUAAAUUCUCUUUUUUUGACAGAGGACAAUCAAAAAGAGCUUCUGGGCUAAUCAGAAACAAAAGUACACUAUGUUGCUACUUGAUAGCCUGGUGGUGA